AUGGGAAGAAACUGGGGUUUUGCACAGUCUCGGCUGUUGGACCAGCGAGCAUCAGAAGGUGAGACAGCAACCAGACCCAUCCCAGAGCCCCUCCGCAGCGGGAAGGUCACGGCCGCCACGAAGGGAAGGGGUUUUGUAUACGAUAGCCGGAAUAAUUUACAGAUGCGAGGUUUGGUCGUAUUGCUUAUUUCCAAAGCUGCUGGACCCAGCACGGCAGAACUCUCUUUCCAGCACAGCAUGGUCAGUGGAAUUUAUUCCAGUCAAAGAAGUCUGGCCGAGAUUACGGAACUGAUCCACACGGCCUUUCUGGUGCAUCGUGGCAUAGUGAAUAUUGGCGAGCUCAAGUCCUGCGAUGGCCCACUGAAAGAUAUGCAGUUUGGAAAUAAAAUGGCUGUUUUAAGUGGAGAUUUUCUUCUCGCAAAUGCUUGUACAAGCCUUGCACAGUUGCAGAAUACCAAGGUUGUGGAACUCAUUUCAAGUGCUAUUGGUGACUUAGUUCAAGGUAUAUAUUAUGAAAACUCAAAAUCAUCUGAGAACUGUCUUACAGAUGAUAUUGGCAUAUCUACGUGGAAGGAGCAGGUUUUCCUGUCCCAUAGCGCCUUGCUGGCAAAGAGCUGCCAGGCUGCAAUGGAGCUAGCAAAGCACAGCGCUGAGAUUCAGGACAUGGCAUUUCAGUAUGGAAAGCACAUGUCGAUGAGUCAUAAGCUACAUUCAGACCUUCAGCCAUUUGUUAAAGAAAGUUCUAGUGACACCGUGGCCUUCAGUUUGAAUUCCGCUCCUGCAAUCCUCCAUCAGGAAUUCCUUGGAAGGGAGGCAUGGAUUAAACAGAUCAGAGAGGCACAAGGAAAAGGAAAUAUAAUUGACUACAAGAAGCUGCAGGAAGCCAUCAAGGCUGGCAAAGGUGUGACUUCAGCCAUCGACCUCUGCCGCGGCCACGGAAGCAGAGCGCUGGCAGCCCUGGAGCGCUUCCCUCCCUCCGAGGCCAGGGCUGCCUUGGCCAACAUCGUCUGCGCCGUGACCAGGUUCCCCUGA
Molecule: messenger RNA, 1032 nt
Organism: Opisthocomus hoazin
Lineage: Eukaryota; Metazoa; Chordata; Aves; Opisthocomiformes; Opisthocomidae
Source: RefSeq, a predicted model, not a curated record